This is a messenger RNA of Galeopterus variegatus (Sunda flying lemur), 2594 nucleotides long. Its product is annotated as chromosome unknown open reading frame, human C1orf74. The record is from RefSeq and is a predicted model, not a curated record. NCBI's taxonomy places the organism in Eukaryota, Metazoa, Chordata, Mammalia, Dermoptera, Cynocephalidae. Bases 153 to 962 code for a protein of 269 amino acids. The transcript has 3 exons.
CCAGUGAGCCUCCAGCGGAAGUGGAAGAAGAACGUACGUGAGAGAGGCUUCUGCCUCGUUUAAGAAAUCACGAUGGCCCUUCCUCAAGUGUCUGGAGCUGAGAGCUGCAGCCCAGGGAAGGGAACUGUGUCUAGCUAAGGAAGCCAUGGUUGAUGUUGCUUCCAGAUCUCAUGUCAACACCUCGCCCUCAGCUGCUGGUGGCAGCUGCUCAGCAGACCUUGGGCAUGGGAAAGAGACGUGGUCUACCCAGAGCCAUCUGCCUUCAUCUAGCUGGAGAGGUGCUGGCUGUGGCCAGGGGACUGAAACCAGCUCUGCUAUAUGAUUGCAGCUGUGCAGGGGCAUUGGAGCUCCAGAGCUACCUGGAGGAGCUGCAGGGGCUGGACUUCUUGACCUUGAGACUUCAUAUCCUUGAGAUUGGAGAAAACAGCUUGAUUGUCAGUCCUGAGCAUGUAUGUCAGCACUUGGAGCAGGUGUUGUGUGGUACCACAGCCUUUGUGGAUAUUUCCAGCUCCCAACCUCAUCCUUCUAUCUGCUCCCUGGACCAGCUUCAGGACUUGAAGGCCCUCGUGGCUGAGAUCAUUACACAUUUUCAGGGGCUGCAGAGGGACGUAUCCCUAUCUGUCUCCCACAGCAGGCUCCAUUCCUCAGACUGGAAUCUCUGUACAGUAUUUGGGAUCCUUCUGGGCUAUCCUGUCCCAUAUACCUUUCACCUGAACCAGGGAGAUGACAACUGCUUAGCCCUGACCCCACUACGGGUAUUUACUGUCCGGAUCUCAUGGCUGCUAGGUCAACCCCCAGUCUUGCUCUAUUCCUUUAGUGUCCCAGAGAGUUUGUCCUCAGCCCUGAGGGACAUUCUAAACACCUGGGAGAAGAACCUCAGAACCCGAUUUAGGACUCAGGAUGACUUUGCUGACCUCAGCAUCUCCUCUGAGAUAGUCACACUGCCAGCUGUGGCCCUCUGACUUUAACUCUCCUCCCAUGUACAAGGUACUCAGUAAAUAAUCUUUUCUAGGUUGGGGAUAGCAAAUAGGAAUCAUCUCAAGUGCUGAUUCCAAGCAUCUUGAGAAUACUAGGGAAGAUUGCUGUAAUCCCUUAGCACAUAUGCAAAGGGCAUGGGAAUAGGUAAUGGUGGUAGUAGUGCAGAUUUGCCAUUUCUAUACUAGGAAGUACUCUUUGCUUAACAGGGACAUCCAUUUUUCACUGGAUGAGAGGUGGUGGAGAGAAAGGUGGUGGAGGACAAGCAGUGUACUUUGUACGGUAGCUUUGUAAAUAAUUGCCCUAUGUGGGUAGUGUCUGCCAGGAAAAUAGAAGGAUUGUGGGUUUUUCUGCAUAUUUCUUUACCUCCAACUGAAUUGGACUCUGUAGAGUAGACCAGGAUGCUUAAAGGUCAUACUUGUGAUGUGAUAUGUCAUUCAGGAAUGAAAUGAGAGUUUUGAGGCAUGGUCUAAACAGGUGAAGUUUAUUUACAGUAGGUUAAAAAAAUAAUGAAGUCAGAAUUCCAGUUCAGUUGGGGGGAAAAACCCAAGCUAUGAAAUACCCAAACUUUCUGAGUUUUCCACUGAGUUCCUUGCUUUUCACCCAAGGCAGCUGUCACAAGUUAUUCAGAUCAUCAGGUUGUCUUUGUUGGCCAGGAACACUGCCAGUGCUGUAGCAAUCACCACCAUCAGCAUCGGGAGCCAUCGGCCACAUUGCCUCUGUGUGGAGGGAGAGGAGGGGUAGAUAGAAGGUGGCCAUGAGUUGGUAGGAGAAGAUAUAGGUAAAAAUAAUCUUCCUCUUGCUAUUCUAGACCAGUGGAAAACCUUGGGUUGGUGGUGGAGAAAAAGCUUUUUACUUCACUGUCUCUCCCACUUUCUGUCACUCCCUUAGGAUAAAAAUAGUGGUCUCUUGCCCCAGAUACAUAAAUGCUGAUAUGAAUAAUGAAGGGUGGAAAAUAACUGAGGAAAAUUAUGUUCUCUGUUCAUAUGUCACUAUCCUUGCCACCAUGCUCAUAGUACUCUAAAAGAAUACCCUUUCAUACUUUAGCUAAUAGCAAGUCUUUCCCUCCAGGCUCAAGAGUUCCAGGAAAAUUGGGCUUGGAUGCAUGAGCCAGUGUUUCUUUCCAUGGUUGCUCUACUGUCAGUAUUGUAUAAACCAAGUGGAGUGACACAGGCUGGCCAGGUAUUGGCAUAAGGUGAUAAAUUUUCUCUCCAGGACUUGGCUGAAGAAGGGAUCAUCCCACCGUUAUCUAGGGCUGUACUGGAGGAUGGACCCUCUUACUCUGGGAGGCGGCUGUAGGCUCUGCUUCAGCUCUUCUCGACAGUGUUGCAGCUUACGCAGGCAGGAGAGAUACUCGUCACUGAGGUUGUCUAACUCUGAAUGCAGUUCUCUGCACUGGGGGGGAAUAUCACCAAGGUCAUCAUCAUCAGUUCUGGUCUGGGACAGAAUUCAGGUGGGGAGACUACCCUGUGUAAGUUACCCCUUCACUCAUUUGGAAUUUUUACCAUCUUUCCUUUCCAGGCUUUCUCAGCAAUUUCAGUUUGCCUUUCAACUGUUUCUCAUGUAAUUUGUCCAGAAUGUGUUCAUUUAAAUGAUUGAUUAUAACAUUACAUACUGUA